GCAGCUCCCUUCGUCAUGCGGCUGCUAGCCACUGGCCAAUGGGCGGCGGGAAGGCCCAAUGGGCGGGGGCUAGCGUGUAGGGGCGGAAGUCUGCGCGGAGGUUUGCGAGCCCCUUUGCAGUUCCCAGCUCCAUGCCCCUGUCUGGGCCUCCCCCCCGCUGACCCCCUCCCAUGGCGACCGCCGUGCGGGACACCCUGUGCUUUGCCGGCUCCGAGGAGGCGGACGAGGCGAUUUGCUGUAAGUAUCGGCUACUGGAAGGAUCCUUACAUCCAAUAUUUUGUGAGACAGGCAAAAGAAAGGAAAGCACCUGAAAUUAAUAGAGGAUACUACGCUCGUGUCCAUGGAGUCAGUCAGCUACUUAAGGCUUUUUUAAAGGAGACAGAAUGCAACUGUCAAAUCAUAAAUCUUGGUGCCGGUUUGGAUACCAUGUUCUGGAGAUUAAAGGAUGAAAAUCUUCUCCCUAAAAAAUAUUUUGAAGUGGAUUUUCCAAUGAUAGUAGCAAGAAAAAUAUAUAACAUCAAAUCAAAACCUCCCCUGUCCAAACCAAUUAUGGAAUCCCAUUCUGGGGAGUCUUUUCUAAUAGAUGCUCACAGCCUAGAUUCCAGCCGAUAUGCUAUACUUGCAGCAGAUCUUCGAGAGGCAGCAGAGCUGGAGGAAAAACUAAAGAAAUUUAACAUGGAUACACAAUUGCCUACGCUCCUGAUAGCAGAGUGUGUGCUGGUUUAUAUGACCCCCGAGCAGUCCGCAAGUCUUCUAAAGUGGGCAGCGAACACUUUUCAGACGGCUAUGGUUAUAAACUAUGAGCAGGUGAACAUGGCUGAUAGAUUUGGGCAGAUCAUGAUUGAGAAUUUGCAGAGAAGACAGUGCAGCCUGGCUGGAGUGGAAGCCUGCAAAUCCUUAGACUCUCAGAGGGAGCGGUUACUGUUAAAUGGCUGGGAAACUGCAAAUGCCAUUGAUAUGAUGAAAGUCUACAGCUACUUGCCACAGGCUGAUGUCAAAAGAAUAGAGGGACUCGAAUUCCUCGACGAAAAGGAACUCCUUGAACAACUCAUGCAGCAUUACUGCAUCUGCUGGGCUACAAAAGAUAGCUGUAAUCUGGGUCUUUCAAACAUCACAUUUUAAAGUAUUCAAUUCAAAGAAGCCGGGGGCACAGAAGCCAAAGCUGCCACCUACUGCUGGAGGGGAGCUCACGCAAACCAUGGGACUGUGCAUGUGAGGACUCCAGGCUGCUCAUCCUCAUAACAGCGCCAAUGAAAAGAAAGUGACCAGUGCAGUGUUGCUGAUGCUGACCCUUUCUUGUUGGCUUGUAAUUGUUUUCAUAAAUCUCUACUGCCUUUGUGAGCAAUCGUUCCGUUAUGAGACUUUUUUCUCCCUUUUUCAGGGACUUGGUAUGAGACUGUUUUUGAAUGUCAAGAACUCCUGUUUAAAACAUCCACUCCCUUUGUUUAAAGGGGAGAGCACUGUCUCCUUGGUCGUUUUACUUCUCCUGUGUGUCUCUCGGGAUGUAUGUGAAAUGCGUUUGUGAAGGGAAGAUGUGUAAGCUGUGCCGUGGGCUGCAGUAGUGGAUGUUAUGUUGUGGUGUUCACAGCUGAUGAUGGAGGGUAUUUUUCUUCCAUUCAGGUUUAUUUAUUUUUGUGAAAAGGUAUCCUCUGGGCCUUCUCCAGGUUCAGGCUGUAGCGAGGUGGCUGCCAUUUUACUCAAUUUCUCACUGACUCUUGCUCAGCUGUGUUCAGGAAAACUGGCUGUAUUCAGCAGGACUUUGAAAGUGGAAAGGUCUUGCUUUGUAGUCCAGCAGUGAUGGCAAAGGUGAGAAAUGGAGUGGAAGAUGCAGAGCUCCAGCUGUGUCUUCACACUAGUCCCCCGCCCUCCAAAAAAAGCUACCUGAAAUUGAGUCUUGCAACUUGCCUUCAAGAAGGGUAAUAAAUGUCUAUUAUAACCUG
Chrysemys picta bellii (western painted turtle) is the source of this 1940-nucleotide messenger RNA. Lineage: Eukaryota; Metazoa; Chordata; Testudines; Emydidae. The record is from RefSeq and is a predicted model, not a curated record.